UAAAGCGAAGUUCACGGUUCAAUAGUUACAAACUUAGUUAAAUAUUCUAAAUCCAAGUUUAUUGUUCGAAUAUUUAAAAUGUUUUCAAAAACCAUGAUACUGUUUUUUUGCGUGGCAUUGUAUUUUUCGAAAUGUUCAGAUGCUCGUCCUAAUCAAAAUCAACUUAACACAAUAACAAGAAUAGUCAAUGCGCAUAACAUGAGGGCUGGCCUGAGUUACGAUGGGCUAUUACAAGUAGUUGCCCAAGUAAAAAGGGAGACACGCGCAAUUGGAAAUUACUUCAACCGUGAUGCUGUAGAAGCGAGAAUAAUAGACAGUUAUUUUACGAAAGAAGAAUGUGUAAUUUACACCCAAAUGUUUCUAGGUGACGAUGAAUCGGCGGGGUAUGUAAGACAUUUAUACGAUUCCACUCAAUAUGGGUCUCAAAUAAAGUUUGUUCAACUAGGUUUUCUCGUUCAAGCAGCAGCACAAGCUAGGUAUAGGGAUACAUCCCCUCGUACACUUCAAAUAUUGAUAGCGCAAAUGAUAAGACUCACGUUUCUUUUUUGGACAAAAGAUGAUAUGAUUCGCAACAUUAGUCAACAAUUACAUUUUAAUUUAUAAAAUUAAUGCG
This is a messenger RNA of Adelges cooleyi (spruce gall adelgid), 613 nucleotides long. RefSeq lists its product as uncharacterized. NCBI's taxonomy places the organism in Eukaryota, Metazoa, Arthropoda, Insecta, Hemiptera, Adelgidae. The coding region runs from base 79 to 603 and encodes 174 amino acids. The record is from RefSeq and is a predicted model, not a curated record. The transcript is spliced from 5 exons.